UAUCUAUCGCUCAAAUAAAAAAGUGAAUAAAUAAUAGUAGGUAGGUACCUACCUGCUUAAAAUUAAAAAAAAACAUUAAGUGCUGGCAUUAUUACGUUUUAUUAUUACGUUCGCAGUGUUAUUAUCAUCGGUCGAGUGUGUAAUAAAUUUGAUGCGUGUAAAGCAUUUGGACCGUAAAGGAAACCUUGAUAGAUAUCUAGCUAUUUAUUUGAAUUUUUGUCGCGAUUUCGGAGUACGUUUAAUUUAAUCAGCUAAAAUGAAGUAACAAGAUGAGUGUGGCCGUCGAUAUAAACCAGGCCGCCCAGGAAACUGGGCCUAGUCCGCCUCCGAGUGCAAAUAAAAGAAUUCCACCUGUAAACAGACCCGUGCCUAAGAAGACUUUAGAGUCCAGGUUGUGGGAUUUAUUGCAGCCCAUUGCCAGAUUAUGGGGACUCAUAACGGCUAUAGUGAUGAGUGGUGCAGGUGCUCAACUUAUGGUUUUGGACUACGAAGUUGCUCCCGGUUUGAUUGUGGGUGCGGUACUAAUCUUCUUGCUGGAGACGAUGUGGGUGGUCGCACUGUUCGUGGACCUGCUGUGCCGGCGCGGCGAGUAUUCCAUGAAGCUGCGUUGCUGGGACUUCAUGAGGUGGUCGUGCGGUCGAGCCCGGGCGCCGUUCUACGCCUGUGUGGCUACAGCGAUACUGUUCGCUAACCUUACCAUUCUGGCUACAGUGUCAGGUGGAAUGUUGCUUGUACUGGCAGCGUUGCGAGCAACUGUGCCAUUCUCUCCAUAUGCGACUCACGGCCCGCAUUCGCCUCGCGCGGGCAGCACGUUGCUAAGUCAGCACGACUCCAAUAUACCUGACGUGUACUUCAAUGCGGCGCAAUCUGCUGACGAUAGAUGCGAAGAAAUGACUGUACUUGGCGUGAAGACUCCUGAAAGAUCUCGCUCCGUGACGCCAAAACCUCGCCUUCUAGAUCUUUGACCUGUUUAAGCGACCAUAAGGAAAGUGGUUUUGGCAAAAAUGUGAGA
Messenger RNA from Maniola jurtina (meadow brown), 1012 nucleotides. RefSeq lists its product as uncharacterized. The transcript has 6 exons. Lineage: Eukaryota; Metazoa; Arthropoda; Insecta; Lepidoptera; Nymphalidae. The coding region runs from base 270 to 965 and encodes 231 amino acids. The record is from RefSeq and is a predicted model, not a curated record.